AUUCGUUUCGGUAAUAUGUGUGGAAAUUCAAUUACGUUGCUAAUGUAAAUUGUUGAGAAUCAUGUUGGAAUUCUCGUGGGAUAAAAUAGCGAAGUUAAAUGAAGCUGACAUAGAUAUAGACAAUGCAAACUAUUACUGCCAAUUGUUUUUAGAUGCUAAUGUUGAGGACUGGGAUGAUAGUGAUCGACUUAAGCAUGUUUUUCAAAUUACUCAGACGUUGCUUAACCUAAAAUGGGAACAAUGGAAGUUAUCAGAGACAAGCUUGUCGGACAAAACCUCAGAAAUAAAUAAUCUGAAAGAUCAAAUAAGGGAACUAGAACAAGAAAACAAAGAUUUGCAAAAAGCAAUUUCUGCUUCUGGUCUUGAUAGAGGAAGCAUUGGUGAGACGAGGAGACUUGAGUUUAAAGUCGUCAAACUGCAAUCUGAACUAGAAUCCCUAAAGAUAGCCAAAGAUGCCUCUUUUAAAGAAAAAGAAGAACUUUUGAAUGAAAAAGGUGAUCUGGAAAGAAAAGUGGAACUGGUUUCAAAAGAAAAUAAGGAACUUCAGGAGCGUUGUGAGUACUUGCACCUGCAACUUCAGGAUCGACCCAGCUUUUUCGGUAGAAGUAAUGAUGAGGCUAAUUACAGAAAAGAAAUUUCCUCCUUACGUGCAAAAAUAAGGGUACAGAAAGCUGAAAUAGAUGGAUUAGAAGAUGAAAAACAGAAUUUAUGGAGUGACAUCAAUCGUUUGGAGAGCAACCUUCGGCAAGCCAGCAUGGAAAUCGAUCGAGCCACCGAUGACUAUGUGAAAAUGAAAGAAGCCUUAACAGAAGCUGAUAAAAGUCACGCAGAAAAGUCGGCUGAAUGCAGUAUGUUGCGCGCUCAGUUAGCCAAUCUUUCCGAAAAGAUUGGUCAUCCUGAAGAAACAAAUAACCUUAUCAUGAGUGCUGUUGAACAGAAGAUUGAGGAAUGGAAAGAGAUACUGGCAGACAAAGACAUGGAAAUAGUUAAGCUUAAUGAACGAAUAAUAGAGUUUUCUCAGGAAUUGAGAGAUCUUAAAGCUGACUCCGAUAAAACCAGUGUACAAGCCCUAAUGAAGUCCAUAAAAGAUCGUGAUGUUCAGAUACACUCCCUAAAAAAACAACUUACGGAUGCUACAAAUGAAGUUGAGAAAAGCACAACUCUUUUAAACGAACUCGCGAAGCAAGCAAAUGAGAAUGAAUUUGAUCCUAGUAGUCGCAAAGCUGAACGUAUUAUUGUCCUUAAAAAACAACUUCAAGAAAAAGAAAACCUUAACACCGAACUGGAGAAAAGGUUGGAGCUUGCUGAAGAAGCUGCUCAGUCUCAAGCCAACGAGGUAACUAUUUUAGAAAAGCAACUAAAACGUUAUGAAGAAGGAGAGUAUGGUUUAUCAGAAGCUAUUGCUGAAUUAAAAGCUACUAGAUUACAAUUAAACUCAAAAGAAAGACAAUUGGAAGAGGUUUGUCGUCUAGCAAGUCAAGCUGAGUCAUCUCUUAAUGAAAUAAAUUUAGAAAAUGAACAUUUAAGAAGUAAGCUUGGAAUACCAUUGAUUGAAAAAAUUGAUCUGAAUGGCUACCGUCGUCAAAAACGAGCAGAAGUUGAAGAAGAUCGUGCAGUAAAUAUAAUACUACAAAAAGAAAUCGAAAAACUAGAAGACGAAAGGUUGGAGCUGAAACGUAAACUACGUACACUUGCACGUCAGUUAGGCCAACAAUAUGGUUCAUCAGAUUUGCACGUGGAUGGAGUACUCUUAGGUAAUUUAAACCAAGUUAGUGAGGAAGUUGUGUCAACUCAGUCAGUUCGAGUGGUUUCUGCCUCUCGAUCUAGUCAGAAAACCAAAAGUUCCCCAACACAAGACGAACUAGCUGACCUUCCAGAAGUAUGGAAAGCAAGAUUCAAAAUACUUGAUGAGGAAUUAGUUCAAGCACUGAAGCAAAUAGAAGAAGAACAUAAAAAGCAUGAUAAACUAGAGACACGUUUGAAGCAAAUUACUGAAGCAAAUGUUCUGCUAGAAAGUGGUCUGAAGGAAGUUCAAAACCAGAUACACUCUUUUCAUAUUGAGUCAAAGAAUCAACGUGAUCUAAGUGAAGAAAAGAAACAAUCAAAAUCUGACAAUAUAACCAAAACAGAAAAAAGAGAAGUGGCCAAUAACAAGUUAAAAAUAAAGAAUGAAAUCAUUCAACUAGACUGUCCAUCUUUAGACAAAUUACUAGCUGCAUUAGACGCAAGAAACAUGGUUGAAGAUAUUGACUCUGGACAAUUUCUAAAGUCCAGAGUAGAUCAACUUGAAGGGGCAAAUCAGGAGCUCCGAUCAAAUCUUCGUGAUAUACGCAUGAGUAGUGCUUUAUAUGAGGUGAAACUGAACGAGGCACAUAAUCGAAUUAAACAGUUGGAGUCGCAGCUUGAAUCAGUUGAUCUCUUAAAUAAUAAUACACCAAGCCAAACAUUUAUUGAGGGUCAGUCACCUCUUCCAAAAGAUAUUAACCCUGAUACAGCUAAAGUUAUUUUAUCACUAGAAGAACACUUACUGACAAUGAUGAAAGAUAUUAGUGAUAAAAAUACACAACUUGCCUAUAUUGACAAUCAAAUGGAAGCUGCAAGGAGAAAAUAUUCUGUUUGUAAACACCAUCAAGGUUUAUUGUAUCGGGACUUUUAUAAUGAACGCCAAACUUGGAAGAAAGAAAAAGAAAAACUUGAACAACGUUUGGAAUGUUCAGAAAUGAGAGUUAACGAACUGGAAGUCCAUAAGAGUGAACUACAUCAUUUGCAAGAUAUUUUAUCGAGUUUAGGUGAUUCAUCAGGUGAUAAAGAACAGAGUGAAAGUUCUCCCAUAAAGCAAAAGAUUGCUGACCAGUCACGACAGAUAUUAUUACUUCGUGUGAAUGAAGUUGGCUUACGGCGGCGAUAUUUGGCAACACGAGAACGUGAAGUUGCUUUAUCGAAGGAGAAUACUAAUUUAAAAAGUGAUAUAUUCCAACUGGAAUCAGCUGUGAGUGCUCGUUUAAAUUAUUAUGCGAGGUGUAAAGAAACUGCAGCAUUCCAAAUACAAAAAUUACAAAAAACAUUAGAUCGAUGUGUUCCAGAAGAUGAACUGAAUAAUUUAAGAAAUGAAUAUGAAACAUUAGCUAUUAAAUAUAAAGAAUUAUUAGAAAAUGGUUCCAAUAGUGUGAAUUAUCAAUUAGCCUUAAAAUCUACUCAAGCAAAUUUGGAUACCUUGAAAAAACAACAUGAUGAAUUAAAGGAACAACUGACCAUAGAAAAAGAAAGGAGAUAUUUGCUGGAAAAUUCCAUUAAUCAGUUGCAGUCAAAUGUGACAGUGAAAUCUGAUCAAGUUGAGAAUGAUGUAACCGAUACAAAUAUUGCUAAACGUUUAGCUUUAAUAGAAAUGAAAGAGCUAAAUGAACGUGAACGUGCAAAUCAUACACAGAUUAUUUUGAAUACAGUACAAGAUGCCAAUCAUCAAUUAGAGUUAAGAAAUAGAGAACUUGAAAACAAAUUUACCGAAAUUACUAAGUCAUUAAUUGAAUUGCAACAAACUGAAAAAAUAUUACGACAAGAACUUACAAAAGCUGUUCCAAUAUCAGAGCAUCAAGAAAUUGAAACAAAAAACACAGAAUUAGAACAGACUAAUUUGAAACUUCGUCAUGAAGUUGAACAACUUAAGGAAGUAGCUUUAAUUUCAAUGAAUCAGCAUCAAAAUUUGGAAGAUCAACUAAACGAUCAGUCGACUGAAAUACAAAAUUUACGUGAACAAAUGACUGAACUGGAAUCUAAAGAUGAUUCAAAAGCUAAUCUGGCUCAACUCCAUCGUCUUGUGACACGUAUCCAGAUCUCUGAGUCGACUGCCCUACGUCGUUUAGCAUCAACUCAAGUGAAAGUAAAUCGUUUGGAAAAUGAUUUGCUCAAAGCUGAGAAAAGACUAAUUCAAAAAGAAAAGGAAUUGACAAACGUGUACGACAAAUCACAUCGACGUGAAAAACGAUUACGUGAAACAAUUACGUCACUUCGUCAAAGAUACGCAGGUUCCAUUCCACUCAUACAACAAGAAAAAUUAUCCCUUCGUUUAACCGAAACACUUCGUAAAUGUAUAUCUAUCCAGUUGGCUCUUGAUGAAGCUUUGAAUGAUAAAAUCAAAAAAGAAUCUAUAAUUGAAGGUUACGAAGAAAAAAAAAAGUUGACAUCUGAUAUUCAGGAUAUCUUAAAACAGUAUAAUGAAGAACAUAAAAAUCAUGACAUUAAUAAAAACUUGGAAAAAAAAUUAUUAGAUUGGCAAGAACGAUUAAGUGAAUUACGAGUCUCAGAAUCAACACAACGUCGUCAGGUUGAACGGUUAAAGGAAAAAGUACGCCAUUUAGAAUCAAUUGUACAAAAUCAAGAAAAACAGUUAAAUGAACUGGAAUCAGAAAAUUCACGUUUAGUUAAAGAAUUAGAUCAACGUGAAAUCCAGUGGGAACAACGUGAAGCUGAAUUAGAAUGUGCCAUAGAAAAAAACACUAUAUCUAAUUAUAUUAACACAGAAAAUAUGGAUGAAUUUAAAUCCAUACCUAAUUUACUUGCAGAUGAAGAUAUUGAGACUGUUUGUAACCAAGUCGACCACAAAGAUAACUUCAACGAACUUUCCAAAUCUAUACCAUUAAAUAGUGAACAACCAUUGUCUACGUGUGUGGAAGAAUCAGUUCAAGACUAUAAUCAUCAAACAAUGAAUAAACUGAAAAAUGAAAAUACCACACUUAGAAAACGGCUCACUCAACUGUUACAACUUUUGCAUCUGCAAGAUAUCAAAUUACAAAAUGCUAUCAAUCAUUGUUCUACUACACAAAAUCCAGAUAUUCAAUCUACAUUAGCUGGUUUACGAGCUAAUAUGGAAUUAUUGCAACGUAGAUUAAAUGGAAAGGAUGAAAGUCUUGCAAGAGUUAAUGAGCUACUUAAACAAGCGUAUGAAGCUAACGAAAAAUCGAAUGAUAGACAUAAUCAAGAAAUUGCUAUUUUACAAAAUAAACUACAAAACAAAAUGGAGGAACAGUUAUUACAAUUAGCUCAGAAUGUUGAGUCUGUUGGCAGGAAUGAAAUAUCGAAUGUACACUUAAUGGAAUUAAAGAAACGUUUAUAUGAAUUAGAAGAAUCGUUAAAUGAACAAAAUCAAGCUGUAUUUCGUCAGGCUGAACAAACAAAAGUCAUACGACAAGAAUGUGAUUUAUGGCAAUUGAAAUAUAAUCAACUUCAAACAAAAACUGAAACUAUGAAGGCGAAUAUGGAGAAUUUGCAUAGAGAAGAAACAAUGAAACUAACAUCACAAAUCGAACAGUUACAAAAAGAAUUAGAUAAAAGCAAUGUAAAAUUAAGUGAAUACAAUAAUGAAGUUAAACGCUGGAAAGCUGAAGCAAAUAAAUCACCAUCAGUGAUGCAACGCCAACUAGCUGAACGGUUACGUACAGAUCUACUAGAAAAAGAUAAACAAAUUCGAGCUUUGUCCAAGGCACUAGGAGAACUACGUCAUGAUCUUGUGACACAAGCGGAGCAAGCUGUUCUAGCUACCAAUUCAAUGCAGCCCAUUCAAUGUGCACCACCAUUACAGGAAGUGAAUGAAAGCAAAACAGUUGAUGAAACCGUCGUUUCACCAGUUAGCGCAAAUCCUAUAGAGUCUGCCAUCCUGCCUCAAUCUGCGAAAACGAAUCAUGAAAUGAAAAUCUCAAAAGACAAGGAGAAAAUCCUUAAACUCGAAGACUUAAACAAAAAAUUGGAAUUAGAGUGCAAAAAUUUGAACAAUCAAUUGGAACGUAUCAAGUGUACUAGAGUAGGUUAGAUAAUACAGUCAGAAUCUUUUAAAUAUCUUUCGUCAUAUUGAAAUAUAGCUGGUUAUAUUCAAAAUUUUCUGUGAAAAACUCAAGUUCAAGAUUAUUAUACUGACGAGUUGAUACUGCUACGAGUUGCGAUUCUGUAAUCCCCCAGUGAUCACUUCCAAACAUUUAAAUACAAACAAAAUAACCACGAUUCUCCAACACUUGGUCUAAUGAUCACAACGUAAUUUAAUUGAUGGAAUUUGAACAUUACUAGAACAAGAUAAUGACGAAGUUUACUAAUCAGUGACUUCUUCAUCCAAUAUACUUUCUAGACAGUAUCAAAUCACAUCAGAGUGUGAAUCAGGUUUAGAAGUGAAAAAAACUCCGCCUCAUCGAUCAACUGCUAGAAAUGCUAAUAGUUGACUUAUUAUUAGAUUUGUUACAAUUGUGAUACCUAUCUCGUUCAUUUACUAAAACAAUAUGGAAUAACGGUUGAGUGAAGAAACAUAUACAUGACUAUUUAUAUAAAAAUAUGAAGUCAAAUUAUAAGUCAAUGAUCAUAAUGAAACAGAUAGGUAAAAAGUAUAAACUGAUAGUAUGAAGACAGGUGUACUAAUAGUAAUAAGAAUAAUAAUAACGUAACAAGAGUUCUAGUUACUAGUUCAACAUUGGAAGUAGGUUAAACCUGGAUAAACAGACUUAAAUAAACAAUAGUUACAAAAAAUUAUUAAGACUACAUAAUAGGAAAUGCAUAAAUAAUUAGAUACUGAAGAAUAUAAACGGAAAGAAGUGAAAAAUGACAAAUAAAUAUGGAAUAUGAAUAAAUUGAUAAGAUCGUUUAUUAAGUUAUAUCCGGCGAAGGAAAAGAGAGAGGUGUCAAGACUGUCGACUUAAAACAUAAACUAAGGUUAUAGGUCUGGAUCUCUAUAGCUCCUGUUACUUGAGUUAGAUGGAACCGAGUUCCAUGGGAGAUGCGAAGGUAGACGAUAGAUCGCCCGAAGUGAUUCGAUUUUAUCUACCGUGUCCACUGUCAACCAGAUGUGACAAGAUAGAACUACAUGUUGCAUUUAUCUGACGCUUUUCGAACAAAGCUGGGAGAUGUUCACGCAUUCGUUGUUUAAGUUGUCUAGUAGCACGCCCAAAAUAGCUAUUUAUGCAGGAGCAGCUGAAUUUGUAGAUAGAAGUCAAGGAGGAAGGCUCAGGUAACUUAUCCUUUGAGUAGAUAUCACUGGUCUACGAGGAGUUGUCAACGCAAGCUUAGUUGCUUAGAAUGUCAUUUUAAUUGCCCUUGCUAAUUAACCAUGCAGGAAAUCGCUGGCCGUACUCCCAUUGAAUUGUAGUUUAAGGAAUAGGAGCAUAUUGCGAGUGGUCAGUACCUCAAACUUAUCUUUAGAGUUCAUACACAUACUUCUUCAGAAAACCCAGGUAACCGAUCUCCCUUAGUGUGUUAUUAUGGUAUCAUCUGAGCAGAUUUUUCCUGCUCUGGUUGUGAGAUAUCUAACCAGAUUUCUUUUGUGACGGAUGGGUGUAAAACUAGAAAUGUGUGAGAAAUGUUGAAUAUUUUAAUACUGAAUUAGCACAAUAACUGAAAAAACCUUUGAAAAAUCUAUGUAUUUUUGAUAAUUCUAUGUAGACAUCUAGUGAUAUAAUUGACUUCCUUGAAAAUUGUUUUGAAAACAGUCAACAGGCUAAAAUAAACACGUAAAGUCAUUGCAAUGCUACAGAAGGUAAUAAAUCUCAUUAUCUGUCAUUUAGACAGACUAGCAUGUUCGUUUGAACAAAAUUUAAAAUAUCUCACAUUUUCUUCGCCAUGUAUUCCUAUAAAAAUGUUAAGCCUGAUAAUCAAAUAACAUAAUUUGGUAAAUUUUAUAUCACCAAUAUACGUAUUACGCACUCUUAAGACUGUGAAUUUUUUUCACAUUCUGAAUAUGAACAAGAAGUUUGUUAAGAAAAACUUUUGGUUGGUUUAUACAAAUAGUAUGGUCUAAAAUAUUGUGCUGUAAUCAUUAUGAAACAUAUUCCUUCUAUAAAUCCUAAUCAUGUGCUAUAUUUUUUGUCAAUCACCCUGUUUUCGUUAAUUUCAUUUUGGUGAAUGGUAGACAUACAAGUUAUAACUAUCGAUUGCAAUAGUUUUCUACAUUCAAUUAUGACUUGUAAAACGAUGUAGUUAUUGGUUUUGUUUCACUGUUUACCACUUUUAUAUAAGUUCAGCCAUCCAAAAAAUGCGAGGAAACUAUUAAGCAUACCGAGAUAGUGACGAUUACAAUGCAGAACGAAGGCUCUUUGAGUUGAUCCUCAAAAGAAGAUCAAUUCAUAUGUAUAUAAACAAAGAAUGGGGCGAUGAUAAGUAUGGAAUCAAACGUGUGAAUCAAUGAUCAUUUGAUGGUCUCGUUGUAAAUUUUCUUUUUCUUCCGCGUUUCGUUGAUUUGCGUACAUCGGUAACUGUUCUUUGAGGAGUUAAAAUCAGGCUGCAGUUAGGUCGGAGCAAAAACAAUCGUACAUGUAGUUAUCGUAAUCCGAUGUCAGUCAGUGCUCUUAUCAUACUGUUUUAUUUCUGGAACUGCAUGCAAUACAUCAGAUAAUAUCGCUUGUAAUUUAAUCUUUUUUUUAAUCUCAUCAAAUGAACAAGUCCUGCUCUUUUAUGAAAUAUGGAAUAUGUUUUGUGUAAUAUGACUAAGGGAUAAUUUUCUUCAGGAACUGAUAUUAGCUUGAGGACUUUUGAAAACUAGGGGGAGAUGAAUAGUGUUAACGAAUGUAACAGAUAUCCAUCAGUUUUCAGCUUCCGAUGCAGUCCUGUUCGGUUAAGACACUGGCAAAAUGCAACGUUUUAUAAACACUUUCAGUAAUAAUAAAAGCAUGUUUAAGAUACUCUUACCCCUCUUAAAGUGCAAAAUGUUGCUUUACGACUGAUCUGCGUCAAAUCCUUAACUAGUGAUGGAGUGUGAACUAGUUGAUCACACCAAAUAACCUGGAGAUCUCUUCAUCCCUUUUGGGUUGAUGUCUGACGGAAAUACGAUACAAGUUCAGAAGGCCCGUUUAACCUUUGCCAACUUGCUGCACUUGUGGCAUAGUUGAGAUAUCGGCCUAUAGGCUUUAAAGCGAGUACUUUACACAACAGUACACUCUGUAUUAUACUAUGGCUGUGAAAUAUAGUCUUUGAAAGUCAAAGACAUGUUUAGGCUCCAGGUACGUGACGAUAGAUAUUUUCGGAAAUUAAAUUGAAAAUAAACAUCACUGUAUUUCAUAACAAUAUAAAAAUGAGAUCUUCAAUAAUUCUACCAUGAUUUAAGACGUUGAACACGCCACAACAAAAAAUUGAUGAACUUAU
Molecule: messenger RNA, 9108 nt
Organism: Schistosoma bovis
Lineage: Eukaryota; Metazoa; Platyhelminthes; Trematoda; Strigeidida; Schistosomatidae
Source: the annotation of a GenBank genome assembly